This is a messenger RNA of Puccinia triticina, 3327 nucleotides long. RefSeq lists its product as uncharacterized. Gene Ontology annotation, molecular function: histone deacetylase binding. NCBI's taxonomy places the organism in Eukaryota, Fungi, Basidiomycota, Pucciniomycetes, Pucciniales, Pucciniaceae. Gene Ontology annotation, biological process: negative regulation of transcription by RNA polymerase II. Gene Ontology annotation, cellular component: Sin3-type complex. Bases 1 to 3327 code for a protein of 1108 amino acids. The transcript is spliced from 5 exons. The record is from RefSeq and is a predicted model, not a curated record.
AUGACUUUGACCGAUGACGAAUCAGAUCUCUCCGAGACCUUAUCUUCCGCUGGAUCUACCAUACCUCUACCUUCGAGUGAACUAGGUAGCCGGGCCCCUAGUGAGGAUCCUACUAGCCCCUCUGGUCUUGCUCAUUCAUCCAAACCAUUCCCAAAACUUGAUCGUAGACGUAAAUCCCGUUUUAUCAAACCCAAAAAUAACAGCUCUACGCCUUCUCUCCCCACUCCAAAUCCUGAUAAGGAUCCCAAACUUAGAAAACAUCGACCAUCUGCCCGUCCUACCGGCCCUGCUAACGGCCCCGUAGCCUCAUCCUCAAGUACAUCGCCUUCUGGUCGUCUAAUCAAAGCAGAAUCACUUCCCCCACCCAGUCCCGAAAACGGUAUUCACCCGAACAGUAUCUCCACCAACCUACCCCGUCCCACCAGUGCUAAAGGAGCCGUCUUUGAAUCCCAGCCCCAUACCACUCUCGAAGGAGGAGCCCCCUCGAAUUCACCAAACUCUAUCCCACAUCCCUGUACCUCUCAUGGUCAUUUGCCGCUCUUUGAGCAACCUGUCCUCUUACAAGGCGCUCGACCUAGACGGAAACCUCAUUCGAUGACCACCAAGUCCAAAAAAACUAACAAAGGCCGCAAACCUAAGGGUUACAACUCGGUUGCCAAACCAACACCAUCUUCCCUCGAUCAAGAUUUUACCAACCAUUCCACCAUGGAUCACGACGAUUCAGCCACCACUACAGCCGCAACCUUUAAGGAUGACGAAUCGAGUUUAACCGAGCAAAGUUCCUCAGACGAGGCCUCGUUGACCGAUCGCCCGAUGGCUUGCAGUCGAACUGCAAGCCCAUCACACAAUUUUUCUCAAUCCUUACCCGAGCUCGAUUCAGCACAGGUCGCUUCGCGAUUAGAAGAUCAUUGGCCCAACUCAACACACGACAGACGCCCCUCACUCAGCUCUACCACACAGUCAUUUCCUCAACCUCAUCACUCAAGCAUCGAUGCGACAUCAGCUCCUGACCCCACUUCUACCAAAUGCAAUCCUGUCAAAUUACCCGAAGCUCUACAUUCUCCUAGAAUCCCACAUCCGGACUUGAGCCACGUAUCUUCCCCCAGCGCCCUUCUCAAUGGACCUGCCCAGAUCCAAAAGCCACCGGCGACUAGUUGCCGGAUUCAAAAAGUUAAUGGUCGGAAUACAAGUGAAGAGAGUGCGCUUACCCCUGAUCCUGAGGACGCUCGACCAGGUACGGAUCAACCAACCCGACCAAAACCUCCGCACUCUUCUCAGAACACUCCCAAUCGUACCUCAGCACCAGUACUCAAUUCUCGUCACCUCUCCUCAACCUGUCCAAGUCCUGUCCGAUCUCCACACGCUGAUCAAUCUGCAACCAAUCAUCCUCCGCCCUCAACUUUCACAGAUGACAUCGCCAUAUCUACCGCCGGUCUCAAUCACAAGUCCCGACCACCAAAUAUCAUACCUCCUUCAACCUUAAAACCCAAUCUAGGAACCACCACCACCGUUGAUCGAACCGUCGAAGGCGAUCUUCACUCUGCGGCCUUCGUUACUGAUCGUUCUUCUGCGAGCCCUCUCCCAACUCGCAACUACCUUGAGCCAAGCGUUUUUCCUCGCGAUCCUUCUGAGCACCUAACAGAUGACGCCUUGGACGGCGAACCAAUAGUCGAUGAUAUGAUGGAAUAUGAACUCGACUUGGAUGAUGAUGAGCCGACCGAUAUAAUGAUGGACCUUAGGCAAGAGCCUUCAGAAGCCGGCACGUCAGCAGUUGAUGGCGUUCCAGUCCCAGAUUCAGAGGAUGUGCUCGAAUACCUGGAUGCCCAACCCUCUUUAAAUCCACAAUCACCACACCCUACAUGCUACACUGAACUUGAUUCGCCUCCGCCUCCCAAAUCGAGACAAUCGCCCGAGUCUGAGCAGGAGCCACCUAAGCCUCGCACCGAGAAGCUCAAGCCUUCAAAGACACAUCCCCCUGAAGUCAUCUACGAACACGAUGAUCACGUUCGGCGGCGAGAGGAUGCUUUAGAGGCGAUGGUCAAAAUUGAAAUCAUGUUUGCGCAGGUCAGGGAUCGUCUGUAUGUCGAACGCCUAUCAGAUGUUCACAGGGAAACUGCGGCAGUGCAUCAUGGUUCUCAUCCUGAAUUAAACGAAUACUAUCAGCUCCUGGAAAAAAAACGCGAUGCUCGCCUAUCCCUAGCUCAUAAAAUAUUCAAUCUCAAGGAGAUCGAGCUGACUAAAAAACGCGAAGCUGCCACUAAUUCUGUUUGGACCAGCUGGUACGAGGCCAAAACCGAGUUACAUGAUAGCAUGAUCUUGGAAACACAAAAACAAAUAAAACAGCUAGAGCGCGAGAAAUGCCAACCUGAUCUUCGAUAUAACGUUGAAGUGCAGCUACUCCCUCGGCCAAUUAUACCCCGGCACAACCCAGGCAGAAGAUCUCGCAAACGAGCUCGAUUGGAGAUGGGUGAAACAAGCGAAGAGAUCCUGGCGAUCCAAUUCCAUACAGCAAUUGCCAAACGUGCAACGGUGAAUCUAAGUACCCUGACAGCCGAAGAAUCAUGUGCUGAUUUAUCUGUGAUGAAGCCACAAUCAAGAAAUUCCCACCUGGAUCCUGUGAAUAUUCUAUGUGCACCCCACAACAUGGCCACUUAUUUUCGUGAUGAUCCCUCUGAACCUGCAACAGAGCUCUCGAAAAAGCUUGCGGCCACACUUGGUAGCCCCGACAAGCUAGAUAACCAACACUCGGCUCGUGAUCCGGCGAUCAUCGGGGCCGAAAAGCUCAUCGCUCUAAAUCCAAAACUAGCCCAUUCACGUGGAUCCUACCCAUCUCAAGCUCAAAGCCUCAGUUCACCCUCAUCUCGGUUCGAGCUGAAUAAGCAUUCUUCUCGACGGCUGGAUAAUCUGACGAACAUCCAUACCAGCUCCUCGCGGACCGUGCGCAACUCGAAUCGGCUAACGUCUGAGCAAACCGAGCCCGAGCUCAACCGGCUGACGGGGGGCGCCAGCAACGGCCAGUAUUUCAAGUCGGACCGACGGCCGACGCUGGAUGCAGUGAUGGCCCAUAAUACCCCGGAACGGCUGAAGGGCCAGCUGAAAGCGCCCAACGGCUCGAGCGAUCCGGUCUCUUAUACUCUGACUACUGCUUGCAUAGGUUCCUCUCCCAGUCAGAUCUCCCAUCACCAACUUCCUCCCAAUCAUCAUCGCCACCACCAAACUCCUAACAUCCAAAAUAACCAGAAUCGUAGCAACCAUCCUACUCAACUAUAUCCUUCCGUUCCUCUCAGUGUCAAUUACCAUGAGAGAGUCAAAUCUCAACUUGCUUGA